Messenger RNA from Tachyglossus aculeatus (Australian echidna), 1324 nucleotides. RefSeq names its product rhomboid like 3 (gene RHBDL3). The transcript has 9 exons. NCBI's taxonomy places the organism in Eukaryota, Metazoa, Chordata, Mammalia, Monotremata, Tachyglossidae. Gene Ontology annotation, cellular component: membrane. The coding region runs from base 339 to 1259 and encodes 306 amino acids. Gene Ontology annotation, molecular function: serine-type endopeptidase activity. The record is from RefSeq and is a predicted model, not a curated record.
GGAGCCACGGUGACCCCCACCGCCCCCGGAGAGCUGACCUCAGUGACCCAUCACCCUCCUGUCCAGCCAAGAUUACUUGGAGAUCGCGCAGAGGAGGUCGUUUUUGCUUUUUUCUACGGGGGAGCCGCAGCCCUCGCUCUCAAAUCUCGGGCAGGCACUGGAAAGUCCUGUUUGAUCAGUUUGACCCCGAGAACACGGGCUACAUCAGCACGGACAAGUUCCAGCGACUCCUGCAGAGCCACGGGGCUGAGCUGGACCCACACAAGAGGGAGGUGCUCCUGGCCCUGGCCGACAGCAACUCGGACGGGCAGAUCGGCUACCAGGACUUCAUCAACCUGAUGAGCAACAAGCGAUCGAACAGCUUCCGCCAGGCCAUCCUGCAGGGGAACCGCCGGCUGUGCAGCAGGGCGCUGCUGGAGGAAAAGGGCCUCAGCCUGCCCCAGCGGCUCGUCCGACACGUGGCCUACGAGACGCUGCCGAGGGAGAUCGACCGCAAGUGGUACUUCGACAGCUACAGCUGCUGCCCCCCGCCCUGGUUCAUGGUGGCCAUCACCCUCACGGAGAUCAUCUUUUUCCUCUACAACGGAUUCGCCCUGGAUCGGUUCGUGCUGCAGGUCACACAUCCUCUCUACCUGAAGAAUGCGCUGAUUUACCACCCGCAGCUCCGGGCCCAGGCCUGGCGUUACCUGACCUACAUCUUCGUGCAUGCGGGGAUCGAGCAUCUGGGACUGAACGUGGUGCUCCAGCUGCUGGUGGGCGUCCCCCUGGAGAUGGUGCACGGAGCAGCCCGCAUCGGCUUUGUCUACGUGGCCGGCGUCGUGGCCGGCUCCCUGGCUGUAUCAGUAGCUGACAUGACCGCACCGGUGGUCGGCUCCUCGGGGGGGGUCUACGCCCUCGUCUCUGCCCACCUGGCCAACAUCGUGAUGAACUGGUCAGGAAUGAAGUGCCAACUGAAGCUGCCGAGGAUGGCUGUGACCUUGAUCUGCAUGAGCAUAGAGUUUGGGAGAGCUGUGUGGCUUCGGUUCCACCCCUCUGUGUAUCCCCCGUGCCCACACCCCAGCUUCGUGGCCCACCUGGGUGGCGUGGCCGUGGGGGUCACCCUGGGGGUGGUCGUUCUGCGCAACUACGAACAGAGGCUCCAGGACCAGUCGCUGUGGUGGAUCUUUGCGGCCAUGUACGCCGUCUUUGUGCUGUUUGCCAUCUUCUGGAACAUCUUUGCCUACAACCUGCUGGAUCUGAAGUUACCCCCUCCCCCCUGAAGGCCAGGGGGUGGGGGCUGGGCGUUUUGGGGGGUCCUCAUUGCCAGGUACGUUUGGAGAUGCAA